This is a messenger RNA of Rhipicephalus sanguineus (brown dog tick), 957 nucleotides long. RefSeq lists its product as uncharacterized. Bases 1 to 957 code for a protein of 318 amino acids. Gene Ontology annotation, biological process: DNA integration. Gene Ontology annotation, molecular function: nucleic acid binding. The transcript has a single exon. The record is from RefSeq and is a predicted model, not a curated record. Lineage: Eukaryota; Metazoa; Arthropoda; Arachnida; Ixodida; Ixodidae.
AUGCGUUUCCAGUACCACGUACUCUACGUACCGGGGAAGCUGCUGGCAACAGCGGAUACGCUUUCGCGCGCACCGCUGGACUCCUCUUCAUCCAACCGGGUGAAUCAAGUAAAGCUCUUUGCCCAAGAGGUCGUCCGCUCCUUCCCAGACAUCGUCUCGUCGCAGCUCGAGCACCUGUGCCAGGCCCAAGCCAACGGCGGCGAGUGCAGCCUGCUGCUUCAGUACUGCGCCAACGGCUGGCCUCGGCAGUUCCACUUGCCUCUCCAUGUGAAGAAGUACUGGCAGUACGAAGGAGACCUCAGCGUCUGUGAGGGACUGCUUCUGAGAGGGUCCCGCAUCAUCGUGCCGUCUGCCCUUCAGCGCCACAUGCUCGAGCUUCUCCAUGACGGGCAUCAAGGCAUCAACCGAUGCAAAGCUUUAGCUCGGGAGUCGGUCUGGUGGCCGGGCAUCAACAACCAUAUAGAAAAACUGGUGUCUAACUGCCACACGUGUGCCGAAACCAGGGUGCAGCGCUCGGAGCCCAUGCUGCCCUCAACCACUCCAAGUCGGCCCUGGGAAGAGGUUGCCAUCGAUCUUUUUCAUCUCAAUGCCCAAGACUUCCUUCUGGUGGACUACCGGUCACGCUUCCCGGAAGUCAUUAGUCUACGUUCAACCACAGCACUUGCGGUCAUCAACGCCAUCAAGAGCGUUUUCGCACGCCAUGGAAUUCCGAGAAUGGUGCGCAGCGACAACGGUCGUCAGUUUGCUGCGAGAGAGUUCGCCUUCGCCAAGUCCUACGGCUUCUGCCACGUCACCAGCAGCCCCCAUUUUCCACAGUCGAAUGGGGAGGUGGAACGAAUGGUGAGGACAGUCAAAGACCUGCUGCUGAAGGCGGAUGAUCCCCUACCUGGCACUUUUGGCAUACCGGGACACACCUGGGGUAAAUGGAGUGAGUCCUGCUCAGCUGCUCAUGGGUAG